This is a messenger RNA of Ectocarpus sp. CCAP 1310/34, 530 nucleotides long. NCBI's taxonomy places the organism in Eukaryota, Phaeophyceae, Ectocarpales, Ectocarpaceae. The record is from the annotation of a GenBank genome assembly.
UUUCGUUUGAGCACUUCAGCGUCGCGAUCGGGUCUCGCAGUCACGAGAUACAGCAACCCGCCCACCAGCACUCUUGAUGUGGGGCAUCUUAGCCCUUGUCGGGCUCCUGCUGCUAAGCAUGGGUCGGCAGAGAGUGGACCCCGUAGCCGCUGAAAAGGCGUGUGAAGCGGUACGCAGCGGUCGCAUGUCACAGAACGCCGCUGCAGCUGCCUUUGGGUUGGGUAGAAGCUCCCUCCAGCGGCGUCUGGAUGGUAAUUGCGCCAUGGACGCGAGGGUUGGCCCCGGGACUGUCAUGACCAAAGCAGAGGAGGACGCGGUGGAAGAUCUCCUGUUGUACGCUGGUAGAAACUUCAUUCCUCUCACCACCGCAGACCUCACGGAACGCGUGAGACGGCUCUGCAACGACGGUCGGCCGAUCCCGUGGAACAGUGACAAGGGCCCGGGGAAGGACUGGCUCAAGGGCUUCCUCGGAAGGCACUAGGGCAUCACCCAUCGACUCGUCCGCAUCUACGAGUCUAACCGGGUGACCU